Messenger RNA from Zychaea mexicana, 276 nucleotides. RefSeq lists its product as uncharacterized. Lineage: Eukaryota; Fungi; Mucoromycota; Mucoromycetes; Mucorales; Lichtheimiaceae. The record is from RefSeq and is a predicted model, not a curated record. The transcript has a single exon. The annotation marks the transcript as partial.
UUCAAGCAUAAGGCGAAAAGAUUCAAGAUGGUAAACGAGCAUUUGUACGGAGCUGUUGGUGAUCGCUGGGUCAAGAUUCCACAUGUUGAUGAACGCGAUGCUGUUCUUGAAAUGUUGCAUGAUGGUCAUGGACACUAUGGAAUAUAUGGUACCUGGGCUCGACUUUUUGCCUCUUUUUGGUGGCCAAGCGCAUAUAACGACAUGUGUCAUUAUAUCAAGUCGUGCAAAGAUUGCCAAUUGUUUUCAAACCUACCAAGGCGGUAUGCCCCAGGACGC